AUGGCCACGCAGGUGUCCCCGUGGCACCACUACCUGCGCGCCAUCCGCUCGCGGGAGGCGGCCCGGGCGCAGGACUGCCAGCGCGCAGAGAACACGCUGCUGACCGUGCUGGAGCAGGUGCAGGCGCGCGACCCCCGCUUCCUGGUGGACUACGGCUGCGGCCUGCGGGCCUUCCAGUUCGCCCUGCGCUCCUCGGAGGACCCUCUGGAGGUGGAGGUGCCCCUGCGGGUGGACGCCGCAGCGCUGCGGGUCGAGGAGCUGGGGGCCGAGGCGGGGGGUGGCCCGGAGCGCUGCCGCCUGGCCGUGCCCCGGGACGCGCCGGGCCUGGAGCCGUGGACCUCGGAGGACGUAGCCAGCGCCCCGGAGGGCGGCACCGGGGACUGCAGCCACAUCGUGCCUGGCAAGGUCCUGCACACCCUCAGGGCCCUGGUGGUGGCCGCGCUCGUGCACUGCAGGCACCACGGCCUCAUCCCGCCAGGCUCCCUGAGCGUGGCCAGUCUGCCAGAGGAUGCGCUGCGCCUGACCCUGCUGGUGUGCGGCGGCUGGAGGACGCUCCGCUUCGGCGUGGUGCCCGUGGUGCGGGUGAGGCGCAGGGUGCCCGCGCUGGAGGAGGCCCAGCGGGCACGCGGAUUCCCCGAGGGCAGCCUGCGCAGGGCGGCCCAGCAGGAGGUGGCCCUGGUGCCGGCCAGCGCCCAGCACUGGAGGCUCUCCACGGACGCCUUGCUCACCAGGCUCAUGGGCGCACUGGGCUCCCUCCCCGGCCACCGCCUGGACGGGCUGGCCAUUCUGGACCGAGUCAACCACGAGAGCUGGCGCCGUGGCGGCCAGGACCCUGGCCUGACCUCCAGCCACCUGCAGACGGUGCUGCUGUGGGCCGCGGCGCUGUUCCCGGCGCCCGAGGACUGGGAGCUGCAGGGCGCGGUGUACCGGCUGCUGGUGGUGCUGCUGUGCUGCCUGGCCACGCGGAACCUGCCGCACUUCCUGCGGCCCGAGCACAACCUGCUGCGGGGCGCUGGCCUGGACCUGCACGCCCUGUACCGGCGCGUGGAGCUGUUCGCCAGCCAGCCCGAGGCGGCCCUGCGCCUGCACGCCACCCACCUGGGCCGCAGCCCGCCGCCGCGCGUCGACAGCGGGGCCAAGGCGCUGCUGCAGCUGCCCGCCAGCGACCCCGCCUACUGGGCCACCGCCUACUUCGACGUGCUGCUGGACAAGUUCCAGGUCUUCCACAUCCAGGACAAGGACCGGGUCUCGGCCAUGCAGAACAUCUUCCGCAAGACCAGGGCUCUCGGCGGCGGGGAGAGCUGA
Molecule: messenger RNA, 1305 nt
Organism: Talpa occidentalis (Iberian mole)
Lineage: Eukaryota; Metazoa; Chordata; Mammalia; Eulipotyphla; Talpidae
Gene: MAB21L4
Product: mab-21 like 4
Source: RefSeq, a predicted model, not a curated record